AUGGCCGAUCAAGAACUACGUCAAAGGAGGAUUGCUAGUGAAACAACGGAUUCAAGAAAGAAAGAAAGAGCGGAAAGAGUAUAUAAAAUUGAGAAAAAAUCAGAUCCACGUAAGUAUCAUGUUAUUAGCAAAUCAUUUUGCGUUUCAGUGACUUGGUUCACCAUCGUGGGUGUCAUAAUUCUAAUUGUAUUCAUCGUGCUCUUCCUUGUAAGUGUUUUUUUGUUGAUAAGUGAAAUUAAAUUUUAUUUCCAGAUUGAGGCACUCACAGGAUUUAAACACAUCAAGCAUUUGCUCUGA
Molecule: messenger RNA, 297 nt
Organism: Caenorhabditis sp. 36 PRJEB53466
Lineage: Eukaryota; Metazoa; Nematoda; Chromadorea; Rhabditida; Rhabditidae
Source: the annotation of a GenBank genome assembly